Molecule: messenger RNA, 1051 nt
Organism: Neltuma alba
Lineage: Eukaryota; Viridiplantae; Streptophyta; Magnoliopsida; Fabales; Fabaceae
Exons: 4
Coding region: 1-1035 (344 amino acids)
Source: RefSeq, a predicted model, not a curated record
AUGCAAGAAACCAAACACCAGAAAGCUCACCUUCAAGAUUUCGCUCCUCACAACUUCAACAACCAUAGGGUUCUCAACCUAUCCGAAUCCCCUUUACCUUUUCGUUCUUCAUCAAGGCCCUUCACCAGAAGAAUUCUGCAUCAAGAUGGCUAUGCCGGACAACUCGUGCCCCUUCUUCCUGAAUCUCCCUCGCCGAUUUGCAUCCACCCGUUUCAACUUUCAUCUUCGGACUCAGACACGUUCUACUCCGACAUUGCCUCCCAAUUUCCCUCCCCAAGAAACCAGAACCUUGGAAAAUCCUGCAUUGAGAGCAACCACUGCUCCUCAUGCUACUGUGAAAUAGAAGAGUGGUUAGAGCACGCAAACAGAUUUUGCAAACCUACUAACUUUAUGACCAGAUAUCACUCAUCAGAGGAUAGUGGUGAUAGUUUGGAUCAAAAUGAAAGAAGCCCAGAAGUGAAAUUGAGUAUCUCAUCCAUGUGCAAAAAAUUUCUUGAUCAUGAACUUUACAGCAACACACUGCCUUCAGUUAAAGAGAGUACUGCUUAUGAAAGCCACAGUCGUCUUGCCUGCAUAAACAGCAUACAUGGACAUCGCAAAUCUGAAAGAGAUCAAGGACAAAGAAAGUUGUUGGGCAGGCCCAAACCUUAUAACACCUACUUGAAUGAAAUAGAAAUGCAGAAGCUGGAAGCUGAAAGGGAUUCGCGGAAGAGAGCCAGACAUCUUGAACUGUUGGAAAGGAUGAGAAGGAAGGAAGCUGCUAUAGAUGAUUGGGAAUUGGAGCAAACCAGGAUAGCUGUAGAAAAGAUGAAGAAACUUCAGCAAAAAUUUCAGAACAAGUUAGAGACGAAACACCUUGAAGUUGCGGCCAAAACCCAGAAGAAACUAUGCUUGCUGAAGCAAAAAGCGGAAAAACAGAAGAGAAAUUUGAGGCGAACAACAAUAGAGAGGAUCUCUACCACUACAAAUAUCUCUGGAACACACACUUGCAGUUGCAGAGGAUUCACAUGUCUCAAAUUUGGAUCAAUCUGUUAAAAUCCAUAAUGUAUUA